Molecule: messenger RNA, 1029 nt
Organism: Trematosphaeria pertusa
Lineage: Eukaryota; Fungi; Ascomycota; Dothideomycetes; Pleosporales; Trematosphaeriaceae
Exons: 2
Coding region: 429-803 (124 amino acids)
Cellular component (GO): mitotic spindle; DASH complex; mitotic spindle pole body
Source: RefSeq, a predicted model, not a curated record
ACUGUUCUCAAGAUCCUGGCGCAUUGAUGGAGCAAAGCCCGCUCGUUUGUAUUAUUGCAUCUCCUUGUUUUCCCUUUCAUUUGACCCUGUAGUUGGGCCAUGGCUCAAACAGGUCUGGGUGUGCAGCGAUGGUGUACUUUGCCCUUUCUUUGAGCGGUGCGAUGUAUGCGACAGGACAUAAAAACCCAAGGAGUAUACAGUAUCGGUAGUCAAUUUUGUGAAUGAAAAAAGUUGCAGAGAUCAUUGAUUGUUUGCACUAGCAUUCCUAAGCAUUCGUAUCCCAUGUGAAAUACGUGAACUUGGUUGAGAAAUGCGCACAUCCAUGGAUGAACGCUCUUGACGUGCAUUGUCCUAGUGUUACUAAGCGCUGACUUCGCACAUGACAACCACACGCAACGCGUCAUACCAUCCCACCAGCGCGCACCUCCAUGCGACUCGAACCUCAGAAUCGCAAAAUGGCGACGCAAAACCGCGCCUCCACCACAAACGGCACGCACGCCCCAUCCUCCUCAGACGCGCCCAAAUCCUACUACGAGCAGCAGCGCGAGCUCCUCGUUACCGAAAUCGCACAGAGUCUCGAGCACGUGCUGCAGAACAUCAACCGCCUCAACCGCUCGCUUGAGGAAGUCAUCCAGGUCGGGAACGAGUUUGCGCCGGUGGAGAGCCUGUGGAGCUAUUUUGAGAGCGUGAUGGGGAAGGAUGCGGAGGGGGAGCAGGAGGGCGAGGGGGAGGGGAGGAGAGAUACUGAGGGGGAGGCGGGGGAGGAUGAGGAGCGCGAUACGGAGGUGCAGGAGGGGAGGUGAGCGUGCGCGACGUCGUGGAUAGAAUAGCGGGGCACGAGAUGGAAGUUGUGGAAUGUAAUAUAGUGUUUUAGGCGUUCGAGGGGAAUGGGAUGGAUACGGUAGGAAGGCGGUUCAUAUCCGUUUUAUGAUACCCAGGCGCAUGUCAGACGCAAACGAAGACACGGCACACACCGAUUCAGGCGCAAUUAGGAAAGGAAGCAUCACUUCGGUCAUCGGCAGGAAAAGA